This is a messenger RNA of Fopius arisanus, 2373 nucleotides long. RefSeq names its product oxysterol-binding protein-related protein 2. The record is from RefSeq and is a predicted model, not a curated record. Lineage: Eukaryota; Metazoa; Arthropoda; Insecta; Hymenoptera; Braconidae. Bases 416 to 1732 code for a protein of 438 amino acids. Gene Ontology annotation, molecular function: sterol binding. Gene Ontology annotation, cellular component: intracellular membrane-bounded organelle; plasma membrane; perinuclear endoplasmic reticulum. The transcript is spliced from 8 exons.
UGAAAACUCGUGCCAUCUAGACCCGGAUUCAACGUGGACAGGGGUGAACUCCUACAGUUGAUCGACAAAUUAAUAUUCCAGACUUUCAGUGGUGUAAAAAAUAAUAAAUAAUAACAAUAGAGAAUUGCGUUAAAAAUACCGCAACGACCCAGUGAUAAGAGUAAUUAGAUUUAUAAAUAUACCACCCUCUCCACCCUUCACCAUUUUCUGGAGAAUUUUUAGUGAAUAAUUACAUCAAUUCAGGGGAUUUUUGGGAUAAUGAGGGUGCAGUGGUCAUGAGCGUUGGCCGGAUGUUGGCGGAAUGUACGAGUGGAGAGAAAAUUGAGAGGUACUUUGGGAAGUGUUUGGGGUUUAGGCUUGGAAAUUCGUCAGUCUCUUCAAGGGCUUCUUCCUGUACAAUCAGAUAUAACGGACAAUGGCCAACGAAAGUUCUCACAGGAUAUCGCUGCCAGUCCGUGGACAAUUUGAGCUGAAUGUGUUCACGACGCUGUCAUUGGGAACGGAACUCAGCAAGAUCACGAUGCCGGUGAAUUUUAAUGAACCCCUGUCCUUUCUCCAACGAGUUGCUGAGUACAUGGAGUAUGCUAAAUUGCUCAAGUUGGCAGCUGCUGAAUCCACCCCCGUUGGCAGACUCCAGUACGUGGCAGCCUUUGCUGUGAGUGCUCUGUCAUCAAACUGGGGGAGACUUGGAAAACCUUUCAAUCCAUUACUCGGUGAAACUUACGAACUGGAACGAGAGGACUUCCGGAUAGUCUGCGAACAAGUGUCUCACCACCCGCCAGUCUCAGCAUUUCACGCCGAGGGUCAGGAUUUCGUCUUCCACGGGAGCAUCCGCCCAAUACUCACAUUCUGCGGUAAAAAUAUUGAAAUCCGCCCCAAAGGAAUCGUGACAGUGGAAUUACUGAAGUGGAAAGAGGCGUACACAUGGGAGAAUGUCAACUGUAUUUUGCACAAUGUACUUGUGGGACAAUUGUGGAUGGAACAAGUGGGGGCAUUGGAGAUAAAACAGUGUGGGGGUGACAAUCUCAAGGCAACUUUGUCGUUCAAAAGUGCUGGCUGGAACGGUAAAAAUCUACAUCGAGUCGAGGGAUUCAUCACCAAUUCCGAGGAGAAACGUCUCGUUUUUCUUCAUGGGGAGUGGACGGAGCGUUUACGUUCUUACGAUGCAUCUCUACUUUACCCCGAGAUGAUGGAGAGAGGGAAACAUAAGAGUAAGAGCCCUCAGGGGAGUCCAGGGCACAAAAAGGUCCUCGCCAAAUUAAAUAGUCUGAAGAUCGGGGCUUUUAAACCCUCUCAUCAGGACGCGAUCGACGAGUCGAGUGCGGACAGUGAGGAUUGUCUUCCGGUUAACAAAGUCCCUGGUGCCCUGACCCUCUGGGAAGCGACUCCUAGACCGGCAAACAGUGCAGACUAUUUUUUUUUCACUCAAUUCGCGAUGUCUCUCAAUGAAAUCAAGGAAGGAAUGACUGACAACCUCUGCCCAACGGACUCACGUCUCAGGCCGGAUAUCAGGAAAUUGGAGAAUGGAGAUCGGGAUGGAGCUGCCUCUGAGAAAAUGCGACUCGAGGAAAAACAGCGGAUCUCACGAAAAACUAAGAAGCACAAAAAAGUGCCCGAUAAUUUCCCCAGAUGGUUUCAAUCAGCGAUAAAUCCUUACACUGGACUUGAGGACUGGUUGUACAAAGGUGAGUAUUGGGACCGCAAUUACCCCGACAUCGAUGAUAUUUUCUAAGGCCCAAAAUCACGACGUUCGAUAAAUGAAUUAUCAACAAGAAUUGUUGACUGGAGUCUGUGAAGUAAAAAUAUUAAGAUAGAAGGAAUUAUAAAUCUUCUUGCUGGAGAUUUUAGAGAAUCAUUCGGAAAGAGGUGAGGAAAGUGUGCAAACAGUCCUUGAAAUUAUUCAGAUGAAUAAAACAACUCUGCGUUCGCACCAGGAAAUCAUAAAAAAUCACUUCAACAGCGAAGUGAUAACAGAAGAUACUUUGAUUCAUUUCUUCCGUGAGUUUUUUGGCGAUUUCUCCGAAACCACGGGAGAUACGGAAAUUUCCGUAAUAAUCUUUUCUGUGGAUCGAAUUGAGACCUACAAAAAAGGUUAUUAUGAAAAUUUCUCUAAAUUCCUCGGUUUCGCAAAUUUUUCUGAAAAACACACUCCACUUUUACCACUUCGCUCCUGACUUGAAAUUAAAUGAAAACCGGAAGAGAAAAAUGAUAAAAAUAGUCAACGAAUCUCUAGGAUUCGUCCACAAAAAUAUUUUAGUUUCCUUCAACACAGGAGUAGAUCCCUCAGGAGAAUUGAUGUCUAUAUAAACCCGUUCCGAGGAAAAAAGAAGUAAUGAAAAAUCUGGAGAGUGUAAAAAAUGAUUAAAAUCACAA